Messenger RNA from Cynara cardunculus var. scolymus (artichoke), 1623 nucleotides. RefSeq names its product general transcriptional corepressor trfA-like. Bases 23 to 1516 code for a protein of 497 amino acids. The record is from RefSeq and is a predicted model, not a curated record. NCBI's taxonomy places the organism in Eukaryota, Viridiplantae, Streptophyta, Magnoliopsida, Asterales, Asteraceae. The transcript has 4 exons. Gene Ontology annotation, biological process: male meiosis II.
ACCAUCAGAAACUUUCAAGAUCAUGGGAUGCUUUUCAAUUUGUUUCAGCACUUCCAAGCAUCGGAAACUAAAGAAAUCUGUUACCCCAACCACUUCAUCUCCUUCUCUAAAUCAGGGAAAUGAGAACAAGUGCGAGUCUAUUCUGUUCACGGUACCCACCCAAGAAUCAACAAAUCUUGGUUCGCUAAAAACCCCCAUUUCGGAAUCAAGGGAUAAUAGUGAAGAUCAGCUGAUCAAUGAAAGUUGUGAUAAGACUGUUACUAUAGAUAUAGAUGUUGACACCAAUGCAGAUAUCUCAGUGGAAGAGGUUGAAAUUCUCUCGGUGGAAAGCAAAGAAGGUAAGGAGAAAAAUGUGAAUGAGAGUGGGAGAUUAGGAUUUCUUGUGCAACUUGAGAAUGAAAAAGAGAGGGACAAAGAAGAAGUGGGGAAAUUGGGGGUUCUAGUGCAGAUUGAGAAUGAAAAGGAGAGAAAAAACGAAGAACAUAAAGAUUUAGGGGUUCAUGUGGAAAUUGAGAAUGAGGAGAGAAAGAAGGAACCGAAAGAAGAAGAUGAAGAUUUUGGGGUUCAUGCAGAAACUGAGGAUGAAAAGAAGAUAGAGAGGGAACUGAAAGGAGAAAAUCAAAGUUCAGGAGUUGAAAAUCGAGCCUUCUCUGAUUCUAGUGUUUCAAGCUAUAUAUCCUAUCCACCGAUGCAUAGAUACCAUAACUGUGAGAUCGAUGAGGAUGAAGAUCAUGUUAUUGUUCAAGAGGAUUCAUCCGAAUCCUUAUUUUCUUUGGCAAUUGAUCCAAGGAGGCAAUCAAAGUCUAGUCCAGUUGAAGUUGAUGAUAAAGAGGUCAAUAGUCCACUGAAAACCAGUUGUUCACCGAAGCUGAAUACAAAAUCAAUCAGGCCUUGUCCUAAUAGGAGUGAUCUCAAUCCGAACAUCGAUUCUUUGUUGAACCCAAUUGAGAAUCUUUCUCAAUGGAAAACAUUGAAGGCGGAACCAACGCCUACCUUGGAUCACCACCAAGAAAAAGAAAAUAUGUAUUUAGAGCUAGAAGAAACCAAUAUCCCGUUAAGCAAAGAGCCUAGCUUUAAAGUUUCGGAUCAGAAGGGGAAAGUGAAAGGCGAUAAUAGUGCAGUAAAUACAAGCCUUUCGAGUUGGUUGAUUGGACCAGAUAAGACACCCACAAUAAGCAAGGGAGAUAGUCAAUUUUCUACAGGGAAUUCUUUUUCAUAUUCUGACGAGGCAACUUCUUGGAAGAGCUUUGAAGAUAGACCCAUUUUAGGAGCUUGGACCAUUGAUGAAGUGAGACAGGUAUCUGCAAGAUCAUCUCCAAGAAAGUCACCAUGCCGCAACCCUGAUGAGAUGCCGAUCAUAGGAACUGUGGGGAGUUAUUGGAGUCAUACUGGACAGGCUGCAGAUUCUUCAAACAUAGGAAAAUCCAGAAGAAACAGAGAGAAAAAAGCCUCAAGCUGUCACUCUACACCCACUAAGACAAGAUUGGAGAGAGGAUUGGACAAUGGUGCUGCUUAAGUUAACUUAUAAAACUGCAUUUCAAAAGUACAGUCACUUUUCUUGUAUUUUGUGUGGUGAUAGAGUGAGUAUACUUUGAAUAAAGGGUAUGAUAGUGUUUUUGUCAA